UCUUCUCCCCUCAGCCAGUCAUCGCCGGGGUGCGCGCCAUGGCGGAGCCACUUGCUCCCCCCGCCUCAGCAACCCUUCCACCACCACCGGCAGCAACAGCUGCUGCUGCCGCCGGCUCCCAGCGGCUGCUCUUCACCCACGACCUGGUGUCCGGCCGGUACAGGGGCUCGGUGCGCUUCGGCCUGGUCCGCGUCAUGCAUGGCGAGGACUCCGACUCGGAGGAGGACGAGGGUGGACGAGGCCCCGGCGGCGGUGGCAGCGCGGGAGUGGGAGGAGGAGGAAGCGGCGGCCCCGGGGGAGGCGGAGCAGGCAGCUCGGGCGGUUCCGAGUCCGGAGGCCCGUGCGGAGGCGAGGAGAGCCGCGGCAGCCCCCUCCGCCGCGGCUACGUGCGAGUCCAGUGGUACCCGGAGGGCAUCAAGCAGCACGUCAAGGAGACCAAGCUGAAGCUUGAAGACCGGUCAGUGGUGCCUCGAGAUGUUGUCAGGCAUAUGGGCUCACGUGACAGCCAGUGUGGGACAGUUAUUGAUGUGAAUAUAGAAUGUGCAGUAAAACUGGUGGGAACCAACUGUAUCCUUUAUCCUGUCAACAGCAAAGAUCUUCAGAAUAUCUGGCCUUUCAUGUACGGUGACUGCAUAGCCUAUGACUGGUGGCUAGGAAAAGUAUAUGAUUUAAAGAACCAAAUCAUUUUGAAGCUCUCCAAUGGCGCCAGGUGUUCUAUGAGCACAGAAGAUGCAGCAAAACUCUAUGAUGUCUGCCCACAUGUCAGUGACUCAGGCCUCUUCUUUGAUGAUUCAUAUGGCUUUUAUCCUGGGCAAGUCCUCAUUGGUCCCUCAAAAGUCUUCUCGAAUGUGCAGUGGCUUUCAGGAGUGAAACCUGUUCUCAGCACAAAGAGCAAGUUCAGAGUGGUGGUAGAAGAGGUGCAAGUGGUGGAAUUGAAAGUUACUUGGAUCACGAAAAGCUUCUGUCCUGGAGGUACAGAUAGUAUAAGCCCACCACCAUCUUUAAUCACUCAAGAGAAUUUAUCUAGAGUAAAGCGUCUGGGGUGCUUUGACCAUGCUGAGCGGCAACUUGGGGAAAGGUGUCUCUAUGUAUUUCCUGAGAAAGUGGAGCCUGCAAAAAUCACAUGUGAGUGUCCAGAGAGAAACUGCGUUCUGGGAGAAGGAUCUGUUGCCAAAAAGAUGGCCUGUCCUUGUUUCGUAUCCAACGUAAAGCCUGAAAAGGUAAGGAGAUUGUUGAAGAAGCAGAUAGUGAAGAUCAUGUCAUGCUCCACAGAUUCUCAGGGUACCCUUGAUCUCCCUGAAGGAGAAUCUGCUGCAGCAGGUGACCAACACUCUGAAGACCUUAAAGUCAGCUCAGAAUGUGAACGAGAGGACUCUGCCAGUGAUGCUGUAAGCUUACAGGAUGUAAAGGAAGAGCAUCUUGAUGAAAUGGGGAAAGGGGUCUCCUGUGAAGCAGCUGGGCUGCAGUUGCAGCCACCAUUUGUACUGAAACGGGAUGAUGGCUCCCCGGACUACAAGCUCCAGUCAAUAGAACAGGAUGCUGAUGAUGAAGCAGCAGAUGACACAGACGACACCAGCUCCGUAACGUCUUCUGCCAGCUCCACAGCCUCUUCUCAAAGUGGCAGUGGCACAGGGCGCAAGAAGAGUAUCCCACUCUCCAUCAAAAACCUCAAGAGAAAACAUAAGAAGAAGAAAACAAAGGUUUCCCGGGAGUUUAAACCAGGCGACAGGGUUGCUGUAGAAGUGGUGACCACGAUGACUUCAGCUGAUGUGAUGUGGCAGGAUGGCACGGUGGAGAAAAACAUUCGCUCCAAUGAGCUGUUUCCCGUCCAUCACUUGGAUAACAACGAGUUUUGCCCUGGUGAUUUUGUGGUGGAUAAGAGAGCACAGAGUUCUCAAGAUCCUGGUAUGUAUGGAGUGGUGCAAUCGGGUGACCAUGUGGGCCGUACCUGUGUGGUGAAAUGGUUCAAACUAAGACCCAGUGGAGAUGAUGUUGAGUUGGUUGGGGAGGAGGAAGACGUAAGUGUCUAUGACAUCGCUGAUCACCCAGACUUCCGCUUCCGCACUACUGACUUUGUGAUUCGUAUUGGCAAUGCUGAAGAUGGCGCUUCAGUUGGUGAAAAUGAGCCCUCCGUGGGACAGGUGGCUCGUGUGGAUUUCAGCAGCAAAGUAGAAGUUGUGUGGGCUGACAACUCCAGGACAAUUGUUCUGCCACAGCACUUGUAUAACAUAGAAUCUGAGAUGGAUGAAGAGACAGAUCUUGAUUCUAUAGAUGGUAGUACUAGCGGUGCCUCUUCGGAUGAAUGGGAGGAUGAGAGUGAUAGCUGGGAGACAGACAAUGGCCUCAUGGAAGAUGACCACUCAAAAAUUGAGGAAGUUGAGCCUGAGGAGCCACCUGUGGAAGAGAUGAAAAAGGUGGACGAGCAAGUGCAAGGUGCCGUGGCAAUGGCAGUGGCUGAUCUAGCCGCAGAUAAGUCAGGCAAGGAAGGGACCCCAAAGAGCUUCCGAGAGCUCAAGGAGGCCAUCAAGAUCUUGGAGAGCCUGAAGAACAUGACAGUUGAACAGCUGCUGACAGGCUACCCAACAUCUCCAACAGUAGAACCCGAAAAGCCUACCCGGGAGAAGAAGUUCUUAGAUGACAUCAAAAAGCUGCAAGAAAAUCUGAAGAAGACUCUGGACAACGUAGCUAUUGUGGAGGAGGAAAAGAUGGAGGCCAUGCCAGAGGCAGAGAAGAAGGAAGAGAGAGAAGCACAGACACAGACACCAGUAGCAUCGGAAUGGCCCAGCGAGACGCCAGUGCUUUGCCAGCAGAGUGGAGGCAAGCCAGGAGUUACCUUCACUAGUGCCAAGGGGGAAGUCUUCUCUGUGUUGGAGGGUGCCCCAGAUAGCCAUGCCUUUAAGAAAAUGGAAUUCCAGCCUCCAGAAGCCAAGAAGUUUUUCAGCACAGUGAGGAAAGAAAUGGCUCUGCUAGCAACCUCACUGCCAGAUGGCAUCAUGGUCAAAACUUUUGAAGACAGAAUGGAUCUCUUUUCGGCACUUGUCAAAGGACCCACACGCACACCGUAUGAAGAUGGCCUCUUCUUAUUUGAUAUCCAACUCCCCAACAUCUACCCAGCUGUCCCCCCUCUCUUCCGUUAUCUCUCCCAGUGCAGCGGGAGACUGAACCCCAACUUGUAUGACAAUGGAAAGGUCUGCGUAAGUCUUCUGGGAACAUGGAUAGGCAAGGGCACAGAGAGGUGGACCAGUAAAUCCAGUCUUCUUCAGGUGCUCAUCUCAAUCCAAGGGCUUAUCCUAGUCAACGAGCCUUAUUACAAUGAGGCUGGCUUUGACAGUGAUCGGGGCUUGCAAGAGGGCUAUGAGAACAGCCGGUGCUACAAUGAGAUGGCUUUGAUCCGUGUGGUACAGUCGAUGAUGCAGCUGCUGCGCAAGCCGGUAGACGUCUUUGAGCAGGAGAUCUAUGAGCAUUUCUGCUGCAAUGGCUGGCGCCUGGUCCAUCGCAUUGAGUCCUGGGUGGAGACAAACGAGCUGGUAGAACGGAGCCACGACCACACUGGCCUGGGAGAGUCUUCCUUUGGGCAUGCGGCAUGUGGCGUUCUGGCCGAGAGCCCUGUAGACACUAUGGGGCCACUGGGAGAGCAGGAGCUAGGGGCUGCUGCAGCAGCUAGCCAACUCUCUGAAGGCAAGGAGGAGCUGGAAGACUCUGGUUGUGGAAUGUCAACACUUGCUGCCAGUGACACCCCUCAGUAUUCAGACUCUGAGAACAUGGGCCAGGCCAGAGCAGCACACUUUGCCAGAGACCUAACAGAUGAGGGUAAAGCCGUUCAAGACUCUGCCGCUCAGCCUAGUGUAAAACCAAAGAAAAGGAGAAAGAGCUACAGGAGUUUCCUCCCUGAGAGGAGUGGCUAUCCCGACAUUGGGUUCCCCCUCUUCCCACUGUCCAAGGGGUUCAUAAAGAGCAUCCGUGGUGUCUUGCAGCAGUACCGGGCUGCCUUAGUAGAGGCCAACAUCCCAGAGUGGACAGAAGACAAAUGAAACUUCAGGUUAGGGACAGACAGACGCACAGACAAGAAGGGGAAGCAAGGAGGAAGGAAGAAACUAGCAAAAGUUGUUAACAAUAAAUAGACUGUCUCACUGCA
Elgaria multicarinata webbii is the source of this 4135-nucleotide messenger RNA. It is a transcript of the gene UBE2O, whose product is annotated as ubiquitin conjugating enzyme E2 O. The transcript has 19 exons. Gene Ontology annotation, molecular function: ubiquitin conjugating enzyme activity. Bases 39 to 4031 code for a protein of 1330 amino acids. The record is from RefSeq and is a predicted model, not a curated record. Lineage: Eukaryota; Metazoa; Chordata; Lepidosauria; Squamata; Anguidae.